Molecule: messenger RNA, 3233 nt
Organism: Nerophis ophidion (straightnose pipefish)
Lineage: Eukaryota; Metazoa; Chordata; Actinopteri; Syngnathiformes; Syngnathidae
Gene: fam114a2
Product: family with sequence similarity 114 member A2
Exons: 14
Coding region: 260-1723 (487 amino acids)
Source: RefSeq, a predicted model, not a curated record
GGCUUUUAUUGCGAAGGGUCUGAACCGGAUAAGCGGUGAUCAAUAUCCACAAUCUGUAGCGAGUCUAAGCGAAAUGUGACGUGGCUAAGCCAUUUUUUAGAAGACAAAGGACAGACAAACCAAUCCGAAGAACAAUUUACUUAAUGUAAGAUAAAAAGAAGAAACGUAUCGUCCAGUUUUGACCAUGUUAUAGACACGUAGGAACGGCGAAGGUAACUUAGCGUCAACUGCUAGCAUUAACACUUUUGACAGUUGGGACAUGAGAAGAGGUGAGUUGUUGGGUAAUGUGCUAAGUCGAUCGACCAUGUCGGACAGCGCAGCCGAGGUACCAGAUACCGAAACACCCGAUGGCACCCCGCCGACCACACCCCUUGUAGCUACGGAUGUGCCCCCCACGAGGAAAGCCAGGAGGAGGGCUGAAGUGGAGGAGACGCCGAAAGUAGAAGCGCAGCCUCCAAAGGUGCCCAGUGAGUCUACCGUCUCCCAGGGAGGGUGGGGUUACUGGGGAAACUGGGGGAAAUCCAUCCUGUCCACUGCAACAGCCACUGUUGCCACCGUGGGUCAGGGGUUGACCCAGGUCAUCGAGAAGGCAGAGACCUCGCUCGGCAUUCCGAGUCCUACCGAGAUGUCCGCGCACGCUGAGGAGGAGGAGAGAAAAGAAGGAGGGGAAACGCCGAAUGAGACCGAGCGAGUGGCGGGAGAUGGAGCAUCGGCGGUAGAGAGCGCCAUAGGGAUGUUGACGUCGCUCAGCAGCGUCGUUCAGAACACAGGCAAGACGGUCCUCAGUGGCGGUCUGGACGCUCUGGAGUUCAUUGGUAAAAAGACGAUGGACGUAAUCGCAGAGGGCGAUCCCGGCUUCAAGAAAACCAAAAGGCUCAUGAUCAGGAACUCUACUCUCUCGCAGGUGCUGAGGGAGGCGAAGGAGCGAGAGCUUCAGACGUCCAAAGAGGAGUCAUCGAACCUCGAGAAGAAAGCGGUGGCUCAUUACGGGAUGCUGUUUGACGAAUAUCAGGGUCUGUCGCACCUAGAGGCUCUGGAGAUGUUAUCUAGGGAGAGCGAGUCAAAGGUGAAGUCGGUGCUGACAACACUGUCUGGAGAGGAGUUGAGUCAGCUGAGAGAGGAACUGGAGCUCAUCAAGGAUUCCUUCUCUCUGAUGGAGUUUGAAGAGGAGGAAGGGGACGAGAAGAAAGACCAAGAUGGCUCAGAGUUUGAGACGGAGCUCACAGAAGCCUUGGAGGGUCUCAGUGUUUCUGCUACAGCCGGUAAACUCAGCAAGGCCUGUAAGGACGCUUGCGGUGUGAUCGUCGGCAUAAACAAACCAGCGGAGGGCGACAGCAAGGAGGAUGAGAGGGCAACGCUCACUGUGGAGGAGGUGAACGCCGCGGCCAUCAGGAGCCUCGCCGAACUGACUGCACGAUCCAUUGAGCUUUUCCACAAGUUGGCCGAGAGCAUCCUCCUCUGCAACGGCGCCGUAAAGGGGGAUGCCUUGUCGCUGUUGACGGUCGUCUUGUGUAAAGAAGUAUCGCUGCUUUCCAAGAAGUUCACCGCCUGUUUGACAGCAGCCGGGUCAAACGAGAAAGGAGAGAUCCUCAACCCGCUUAUUACUGGGGUCUUCUUGGAGGCGUCCAACAGCGCCUCCUACAUCCAGGACGCCUUCCAGCUCCUGAUGCCCAUACUGGAGCUCUCUCACAUCCAGAGGAGAGCCGACACGUCAGAGCAGUGAGAAGCCACUUCCUCUUCAUGGGGCUCUUCCAUCAAACAGUAUUAACUAUUUUUAUAAGUAUUGAACUGCAGAAUAAUUCAUACCACUACUGUUGCUGCUUAUUUGUGAUCAAUUAUUCAGUAGAAAGGCACAAUAAGCCAAACUUUUUCCAAUGAGGCCUGCACACUAAAAAAUUAUCAAAGCAUCAAAGCCAUUUGGAUAUUUUUCAUUUUCAAGAUCAAUACAAUAUAAAUUUUUUAAAAACCUUUAGGACCCUCCAUAAGUUUGGUUGUGGGUACCUGAAAGGGUCUCAGUCAUAAAAAUGUAAGGAACAAGUCGUAUAUUGGUGAAUUAUAUUUAUAUAGCACUUUUUCUCGAUUGACGGAAAGCACUUUACUUUGAGAAACCCAUUAUCUACAUUUAAGCUAUAUUUAUUGAACUAUUUAAAGCUCCAGUUACUUCACAUCAAAUAUUACACUUUGGAAUUUUUGGGGUCAGGUGAAAUAUUGCAUAUUUUGGCCUUGGGUGGCACUGGGAGAAAGGUGGGUGAAGUGUCUUGCCCAAGGACACAACGACAGUGACUAGGAUGGUGGAAGCUGGAUUCGAACGAGGAACCUUCAAGUUUCUGGCAGGCCGCUCUACCAUUAGAGCGACACUUCCCAAUAUACAUAUUGUUUUAUUCAACGCAAAAAUCUCUAGAUCAACUCCAGGCUCGUCUGUCGAAAGUUUGAAUUUUUUUUUAAUGUUUUAUAUACUUUUUGUGAAAACUCUAAAUUCAAUUGCAAAAACACAAAACAUGCACUAUUUACCCCUCCAAAAUAAUCAGAGUGGAAAAUAAUUUGAGCUUUAAAUAGGCCAAUAACUCAUAACUGAUUCAUUUUAAUUCAAGAUUAGUUUUUAAGCAAUAACAGUUAUAAAAUUACUGGGUACCCAGAAGGGCCGCUGCGGUCACAAAACUGUAAAAAAUAAGUCACUUUUUUUAAAUUUUAUUUUAUUUUUUACUUUGAAGGGUUAAGUCACUAGAUCAACUUCAGAUUUAUCCGUCGAUUGUUUUUGUUUUAUGCCCUUUUUGUAAAAAAAAAUAUACAUAUAUGUAUAUCUAAAAUAACUUUUUUUUAUAUAUGGCAAACACAAAGUAUGUAAUUUCCCCAAAAAUAUAUUUCAAAGUGUAUUUUUAAUGUGAGGUGUUUGAUAAUAAUUCAUAACAUUCAUUGUUGUUAUUAUUAUUAUUAACAAUGACAGCUUUAAAGGAAAAGAAAAGUGGAGUCAACAUUCAACUUAGUGGAGUCAACAUUCAACUUUUUUUCUUUUUUAAUAGUAUGUGCAGCUGGGAUAGGCUCCAGCACCCCCCACAGCCCCAUAAGGGACAAGCGGUAGAAAAUUGAUGGGUGGAUGUGUAGUAAAAACAGCUGCAGGCCACACUUUGGACACCCCAACCUCAGGUGGUCCUAUAAGAAGAAGGAACUACAGUACAAUACUGCCAGCUUUGAUCUCUUAUAUGUAUCUUUUUGAAUAAAACAUUGUAAAGGCA